ACGGGCAAGGUCGCAAGAACUGCGAUCACGUACAAAGUCAGUCAAGUCGAAUUCAGUCUGAGGAGGGACGUCGUUGAGGACAGUAAGGUCUCGCAUUUCCAAGACCAACUUAGAACUUCAAACUACCUUCGAUUGAUUCAGUGUGGUUUUUUUUAUUUUUUUUUUUUUUAUUUCAUUCACUCGGCGUGUGGGUCGGUCUGCGUAGCAUUUUCGGAUUGUCCUGCUGAUCCAGAGGACUCACAGUCUACAAGAUGGAGGAAAAUAAAGGAUCGACGACCGCAAAGUUUCUAGUGGUAUUCUGCCCUCUGCUGGUCGGCAUUACCAAGCACCAAUCGGGUUUUGUGAUCGGAUGGUCGGCAGCGCUGCCCAAGAUACAAGCGGAUAAUUCCACUUCCUUGGAAGUCGCAGACAACGAUGUCAAGUGGUUAAUAUCCCUAACUGGAAUAGCUGGCAUGGUUGGAACAUUAGCCACGGGUCCGAUAAUAGAGACCUUUGGCCCUAGGCGCAUCUUAACCUGGAUCCAGAUCCCAGCCAUCCUCUUCUGGCUGACAUCCGCCUUCACCCCGUACCUCUCUCUACUGUACUUUGGCCGCAUUGGCCUCUGCAGCAUACUGAUCAUCUCUGGUCCCCUGAAUCCACUGCUUGUCGCCGAACUUAGCGAUCCGAAAAUUCGAGGCGCCAUGUUGGCCGCUGAGGAGAUCGCAGUGGCUACUGGGAUGCUCAUCAUGUACGCGAUGGUGCAGAAACUCUACUGGGUGACAGCAACCGCACUGGCUGCUUUGCCAGCAUCCGUCCAGUUUUUACUCAGCUUCUGCCUUCCCGAAUCUCCGUUUUGGGACGCACGGAAUGGGCAUCACAAGAAAGCUGAGGCUGCACUGAUGAAGCUGAGAUUCUCCAAGGCAGAGGCGAAGGAAGAGUUUGAGACCCUGCUCUCCUCUGUACAGGCUAAAAGCCAGUCGACAGUGCUUGAGCAAAUCAGAGAACUUAAACACUGCCGAAAUUACCGGCCAGUGUUUCUGCUUUUGGCAAUUUACACUUUGCGAGAGCUAGGCGGAGAGUUCAUCUUCUUCAACUACACUGUAUACAUGUUUGAAAAAGCCAAAGUACAAAUCGACCCCUUCAUGUGCACCAUCUUGGUAGGAGUCACGCGGACUAUCGCCUCAAUAACCCUGGCAUUUCUUCUGGACCGGAUAGGACGACGUCCUCUUCUAAUAGGAACGACUUUAGUCUGCGCCCUGGCAUCUUUGAUCUGUGGCGUCUUUCUCCUCCUCGACCUUCCCAAAGCUUCGUGGGUUCCACUCGCAGCUAUCUUGAUGUACGUCGCCUCCUACGGCUUUGGCUUGGGACCAAUCCCGUGGGGGCUCACUGGUGAAAUGAUCCCAACUCCAGUUAGGGCCAUAGGAGGAUCUAUAUGUUUAUUCGGGUACUCCGUGUCAGUUUUUGCCAUGAGCUACUUGUUUCCUGCAAUGACUGAACACCUGGGAAUGGGCCUCACCUGUCUCUCCUUCACUGCAUCCCUCUUUGCUCUGUCCAUCAUCCUUUUCCGAUGGUUCCCAGAGACAAAGGGCACAACGCUGAAUACUCUGGAAGGUGCCUUCAGGAGGAAAGGCAAGACGAAACAGCAAGUGUUCACCGUUUCAGGAAAUUUAGAGAACAGUCAAGACAUCACAGGUUGUGAAGUCACUAAAUUCUAGUCAGAAUUUAAAAUGAAAUGUCUGUUAGACAGGAAAGCAGGGAAAUAUCUAUACUGAACGUGCAAGUUUGAAUAAGAGCAUGUCUUCGAAGAAAUAUAUAUA
Macrobrachium nipponense is the source of this 1796-nucleotide messenger RNA. RefSeq names its product facilitated trehalose transporter Tret1-like. The transcript has 6 exons. Lineage: Eukaryota; Metazoa; Arthropoda; Malacostraca; Decapoda; Palaemonidae. The record is from RefSeq and is a predicted model, not a curated record. Gene Ontology annotation, cellular component: membrane. The coding region runs from base 252 to 1694 and encodes 480 amino acids. Gene Ontology annotation, biological process: transmembrane transport. Gene Ontology annotation, molecular function: transmembrane transporter activity.